Molecule: messenger RNA, 1101 nt
Organism: Oppia nitens
Lineage: Eukaryota; Metazoa; Arthropoda; Arachnida; Sarcoptiformes; Oppiidae
Exons: 4
Coding region: 81-1046 (321 amino acids)
Source: RefSeq, a predicted model, not a curated record
AACAUAUUGUCAACGAUAUUAAGGAGUAUCUUAAAAAUAAUAAAACCGAUUUAAUAAACUAUGCAUGGACAAUUGGUACAAUGGUCAAUAGUUUUCGGCAAACUAAUAAUUUAAAACAAAUGGAAAUUUCAGCAAUCACAAAUUUGGAUCAACAACAACAACAACAACAAAUAAAUCCCCUUGAUAAUCUAAUUGAUUAUCUAGAAAGUCAAUUUCAGGAAUGUGAAAAUUUGGUUAAACAACUACUAGAUCAAUGUAGGGGCGGCAAUAGUAGCCAGACGGUUAUACCUCGGGCUGAAUGUAUGGACGACAAUAGUCAAUGUUUCAAUGGUAUCAACGAGUCGAUGGCCAAUAUGGCCAAUACAGUCAUGGGCUUAACCCUGGCCUCCAAUGCCCUGUUCCUGUAUUUUGAAUUUGUCCGCCUGGAUGAAUUCAAAUCGAUAAUUGUCCAAGCACAAAAUAUAACCCGGGAAGCUGUACAACAUAAACUAAAUAUUGUACAAUUGUUGACUGAUGUCCAACCAAAAUUAGAUCAGCUAGAUCAAUUGUUUUUAAAAUUACGUACAGGUGCUACUGGUAAUAGUGGCAAUGCUAGUACAAGUGUAAAAUCAUUAAUGACCAUGACACAAUUGAUGGGCAUAAUUAAUCAAGUACAAUCGGAUUUCAAUCAAAUAGAAUUAAGCAUAACAAAAUUGGAGUUUACAAUAGGCGAUACUAAAACCAAAUUGAAAAAUUCACAUCAAUUGAAUAACAGUCACAUUGCUAUCUACAGUAUGAAUACAGUGUCGACCAUCAAAAAUCUGGUCACUUUCGGCCGGUUUAGCACAAACAGUCCGUUGUUGUUGGCGGCCAACAUUGCCGUCACUGUCGGUAUGGGUCUGGCACUGGCCGUUUCGACCAAAAUGGCCAUUUUAUCCAAAGAGGAAAUCGGUAAAUUGGAUCAUAUACUGGAUGAAGUGGUACAGUAUAAGCAAAUUUUUGGGUCACUUAAGGAUCGUUUUGAUAAAAUUAAUGAUAGAAUUCAACAAUUUAUUGAAAAUCAGUAAUAGUAUCAAUAAAAAUGAUUUUGUGAUUUAAUUUGGUUAACUUGUGUGUGUGUGU